Molecule: messenger RNA, 3599 nt
Organism: Mesocricetus auratus (golden hamster)
Lineage: Eukaryota; Metazoa; Chordata; Mammalia; Rodentia; Cricetidae
Gene: Gpbp1l1
Product: GC-rich promoter binding protein 1 like 1
Exons: 12
Coding region: 1453-2877 (474 amino acids)
Biological process (GO): positive regulation of DNA-templated transcription; DNA-templated transcription
Cellular component (GO): nucleus
Molecular function (GO): DNA binding; RNA binding
Source: RefSeq, a predicted model, not a curated record
CUCGAGUCGCCCCGGCACGGGCUCUGCUGCUGCCUGACUGGCCGCCUAUGAAAACUAGUUGGAGGAAGGUCUUGCACAGGUGGUUGGGUGUAGGUCCGCCUGGUGGGCGAGCGGAACUGGGAGUCGUCUAGGUGGAACGUCCCCCUCCCCCCAACGGGAGGAGCCUUGCACACUCGCGUCGCCGCGGCGGUUCCAGAGAGCUCCGACUUCAACUUCGGUUCUGGGUCGGAAACGCUCACCUGCGGCUCCGGCUCCUUUCCAAGAGUUCCGGCUUAGUGGUGGUUGAGUGACUUCGUUUACUCGGCUCUUACCCUUUCCUUAAUAAGAGCCGAAGGCUCUGUUUUCCAGUUAAGAGAACCUUAACGAGGAAAAAGUCGUAUUGGUAGAUUCAAGUGGCCUUUUUAAUGAUUGAGUAAUGAUGGAGAUGGACCCAAAUUAGAAAGUGAUUUCUUCAAUAAAGCAAUAGAAGAUUCUUCAUAUCACUUCUGGAAAGCUCAGUUCAGUUUUUGGGAAGGAGGAGAACAAGUGAAAUAACAGAAAAUUGAUAAGAAGAAACCCUCAUUUUGGAAUUUCUCCUUGACCCUUUUCUACUUAUAAUUUUGCUUUGAAUUUAUAAAUAGUAAAGACCAAAGAAAUAGGAUACAUAUUAGAAGCUUUAUACCAAGAAAUUCGCCUUGAAAGCUGCUAUUCCGUGGCAGGAAAGAUAUAUCAAGUUUCUGUCUGAUUCCUUUAUUUAAAAACAACAAACCCAACAAAUCAAAAUUCCUUAUAUCUUUAGAUUUUGAAUUUUAAGACAGAUAAAAGAAUAUAUCCACACUGUUUUAAGCAGUUGUGUAAGAUAAUGACAUUUGUAUUUUAAAGGCUUUUGUUGUAGGUAUUUUGCCACUGGAAUUGAUUGCUCAGAAGAUAUCUUAUAGUGCUUUACUAUUACAUUUUUGGUCUUUCAUCUUGAUGACAUUUCUUGCCCACACCUGAAACCACCUGUCUUUCUAGCUAUGACCUUGUUAUGAACAGUAUUUGCACUCACUGUGCAAAUGUACAUGUUUUGCCUAUUUGAACAACAUUAUAGUGCCAUUACUCAAGGAAGUUGAAUGAGGUGAACGUAGAAAUAGCUUUUCCCCCUUUCCCCCCUUUUUUAAAUGUAACAAAUAACUUUUUAUGUUCCCCUUCCCCCUUCCCCUUCCCCCUUUCCCCUUUGGAAACGUGUCAGGAACUAGAUAGUUCAGGAUGAGUAAUUGAGAGGAUUAAGAGAGUGAGCCACACAGAGCUGGGCUUCUUUGUGCUUCAUCACAAGGCGUGCUGCUGGCCAGGCUGCUUAAGCACCCUUUUUACAAGAAAACCUCGUGGAAGAUACAGCUGGCAACUUUGGAAACAGGACCACAGAGGUGACACUCUGAGGAUCCUGGCCAUGAGGUUGGAUGCCUCAUCUUGCUGAAAAGACACUGGACCUAAAUGGCGCAGCAUGACUUUGUUCCUGCUUGGCUAAAUUUCUCAACUCCACAGACAGCUAAGUCAUCUACAGCCACCUUUGACAAACACGGAGAGCACCUAUCCCGUGGGGAAGGUAGAUUUGGAGUAAGCCGUCGUCGACAUAAUUCCUCGGAUGGCUUUUUUAACAAUGGACCUCUAAGGACUACGGGAGAUUCUUGGCACCAACCCUCUCUAUUCCGUCAUGAUUCUGUGGACUCUGGAGUCUCUAAGGGGGCAUAUGCUGGAACCACAGGGAAUUUAUCUGGUUGGCAUGGCUCUUCCCGAGGUCAUGAUGGCAUGAGCCAACGAAGUGGAGGUAGCACAGGAAACCAUCGACACUGGAAUGGCAGCUUCCACUCUCGGAAAGGCUGUGCCUUUCAAGAAAAACCACCAACAGAGAUUCGGGAAGAAAAAAAAGAGGUUAAAGUAGAAAAAUUGCAGUUCGAAGAGGAAGACUUUCCUUCUUUGAAUCCAGAAGCUGGCAAACAGAAUCAGCCAUGCAGACCUAUUGGGACCCCUUCUGGAGUGUGGGAAAAUCCACCUAGUGCCAAGCAACCCUCAAAGAUGCUAGUCAUCAAAAAGGUUUCCAAAGAGGAUCCUGUUGCUGCCUUCUCUGCUGCAUUCACCUCAUCAGGAUCCCACCAUGCAAAUGGGAACAAAGUGUCAACUAUGGUCCCAAGUGUCUAUAAGAACUUGGUUCCUAAGCCUGCACCACCUCCCUCUAAGCCCAAUGCUUGGAAAGCUAACAGAAUGGAACACAAAUCAGGAUCCCUUUCCUCUAACCGGGAGUCUGCUUUUACCAGUCCAAUUUCUGUUACUAAACCAGUGGUACUAGCUGCUGGGGUAGUUCUAAACUCUCCCAAAGAGAGUCCCUCCAGUACUACCCCUCCAAUUGAGAUCAGCUCCUCUCGCCUGACCAAAUUGACCCGCCGAACCACGGACAGGAAGAGUGAAUUCCUGAAGACUCUGAAGGAUGAACGGAAUGGAGACUGCUCAGAAAGCAGAGACUGUGACAAGCUAGAGGGGUUGGAGGGCAGCCACAUACCCGAACCAAAGGAAAAUGGAGAACAAGGUUGUCUUCAGAACGGUCUUUCUCUACCCAUUGUGGAAGAAGGGGAGGUCCUGUCCCACUCUCUGGAAGCAGAGCACAGGUUGUUAAAAGCAAUGGGAUGGCAGGAAUAUCCUGAAAAUGAUGAGAAUUGCCUUCCACUCACAGAGGAUGAGCUCAAGGAGUUCCAUAUGAGAACAGAGCAGCUACGAAGAAAUGGGUUUGGAAGGAAUGGCUUCCAGCUGAGCCGCGGUUCUAGCCUGUUCUCCCCUUGGAGAAGCACUAUCAAUGUAGAGUGUGAGGACUCCGACACAGAAACAAGCAGUAGUGAGACGUCAGACGACGACGCCUGGAAGUAGAAGUAAAAGUGCUCACAGUUGACCUGCCCCACUCAGCUCAGCUUUGUGUUUAGAGAAUAUAAAAAGUGUUCUUUUCCUUUCUUACGUUGUUGAAUACUUCAUGCACAAGGGAAAUAAUCAUAUCCCAAAGAGAGAGCAAUUGUCUUGCUUAGCUUUUGUUGUUGUUCCCUGUUAUCUGCUUAAUAGAGAGAUAUGUGUGGUGGAAUUUUAAAGCACAUACAUAGUACCUGUGGGGCCGUGCACAGGUGGGAGCUGGCAGUGCAGAGAUGCAGGGGGAGACACUGCUCUGCUCAGCAGCUUCUACUACCAGCCCUUGGACACUCACCCCUGUGCUCAAGCAAUCAUUGUCAAUGACAAAGUGACUAUUGAAGUUAUAAUUGUAUUAAAUUAAUGCUAAUAAUUUGGAUAUUUUAUUUUAUUUUUGGCUGCUCGGGUAACUUAGCCCUUAACCAAGCAUAUGUGGUUGUUUUUUGUUUUAUUUUUUUGUUGUUGUUUUUUUCUUUCUGGGUACAGCUGUAAAAUAUUUGGAUAUAGGAAAUGUUAUUCUUGCAGCCUUGAUAUUCAGGGUGGAUUGUAAAAUAUGAAUUUUUGUGAGAUUUCAAAGAUUAAGAUUAUUUUGAUAACAUUAUUUACAGAUUUAAAAGAUGUGGUUAUCACAAGUCUGUUGAGGGGGAAAACUACUGCAUAAAAUAACUAACGUGGAAUAAAUAUUUUGCAUCAGU